Erythranthe guttata (spotted monkey flower) is the source of this 3020-nucleotide messenger RNA. RefSeq names its product mannosylglycoprotein endo-beta-mannosidase. NCBI's taxonomy places the organism in Eukaryota, Viridiplantae, Streptophyta, Magnoliopsida, Lamiales, Phrymaceae. The record is from RefSeq and is a predicted model, not a curated record. Gene Ontology annotation, molecular function: hydrolase activity, hydrolyzing O-glycosyl compounds. Gene Ontology annotation, biological process: carbohydrate metabolic process.
AUGGCAGUGGUUGUUAUAGGUAAGCAAGUUCUAGAGAAAGGGUGGUUAGCGGCAAGGUCAACUGAAGUCAAUCGUAGUGGUGUUGAUCUCACCACGACUCACGCUCCUUCUCGUGAUCACUCCCCAUGGAUCGAAGCUGUCGUACCUGGAACUGUGUUGGCAACCCUUUUGAAGAACAAGCUUAUAUCAGAUCCCUUUUAUGGGUUAGAAAACGAGUCGAUUAUAGAUAUUGCUGAUUCUGGGAGGCAAUACUACACUUUCUGGUUUUUCAUUGAAUUUGAAUGCAAGCUGUCAGCCAAUCAGCAUGUGGAUCUAAAUUUCCGCGGUAUAAAUUAUUGGGCUGAAGUUUAUCUAAAUGGGAAUAAAGAGGUUCUACCAAAGGGGAUGUUUCGAAGACAUUCAAUUGAUAUAACUAAGAUCUUAAAUCCGAAUGGGAAAAAUAUGCUUGCUAUUCUGGUCCAUCCUCCCGAUCACCCUGGAAGAAUUCCUACACAAGAUGGUCAAGGGGUGCGUCAUGAGAUAAGGAAGGAUGUUGCAGCACAAUAUGUUGACGGUUGGGAUUGGAUGACUCCUAUAAGGGAUAGGAACACUGGUAUCUGGGACGAGGUUUCUCUUUAUGUUACUGGGCCAGUGAAGAUAGUAGAUCCUCACUUAGUGUCGACAUUCUUUGACAAUUACAAUAGAGUUUACCUCCAUACCACUAUGGAGUUGGUUAACAGAAGCAACAUGGUUGUUGAAUGUUCUCUACAUUUCCAAGUUGGAACUGAACUCGAAGGAAAUAUAUUCCAUGUAGAGCACGUCCAUACUCAGAAUCUUUCCAUUCCCGCUGCUUCCCGAAUUCAAUACACUUUACCUGAGCUGUUCUUCUAUAAACCGAAUUUAUGGUGGCCAAAUGGCAUGGGAAAGCAAUCCCUUUACAACGUAGAAAUAACAGUUGAUGUGAAAGGUUACGGAGAGUCUGAUUCAUGGCAUCAGCAUUUUGGGUUCCGUAAGAUUGAGAGUCAUAUAGAUAGUGUCACUGGUGGAAGGCUAUUUAAGGUCAAUGGCCAGCCUAUAUUUAUUCGUGGGGGUAAUUGGAUAUCAUCCGAUGGUUUACUAAGACUUUCGAAGAAACGCUAUAAAACAGAUAUCAAGUUUCAUGCCGACAUGAAUUUGAACAUGAUCCGUUGUUGGGGUGGUGGACUUGCUGAAAGGCCCGAGUUUUAUCACUACUGUGACAUUUACGGUCUACUGGUUUGGCAAGAAUUUUGGAUAAGUGGAGACUACGAUGAAAAAGGAAUCCCACUACCAAACCAAGUUGGUCCAUUGGACCAUGACCUAUUUAUGGUAUGUGUGAGGGACACAGUGAAGUUGCUAAGAAAUCAUCCCAGUCUUGCUCUCUGGGUUGGAGGUAACAACCAACCACCACCCAAUGAUAUCAAUACAGCUAUCAAAAACGAAUUAAAACUGCAUCCCUAUUUCGAAAGUUGUAAUAAUGAGUAUAAAUAUUCCAAAGAUUUAAAAGAUCCAAUUAGUGAAUAUCUUGACGGCACACGUAUUUAUGUCCAAGCAUCUACAUGGGAUGGAUUUGGUAAUGGGAAGGGAGAUUUAGCUAAAGGUCCGUAUGAAAUUCAAAAUCCGGAGGAUUUUUUCAAGGACGAUUUUUACAAGUAUGGUUUCAAUCCCGAGGUUGGUUCUGUAGGAAUGCCUGUGGCGGAUACUGUUAGAGCCACAAUCCCAAAACAGGGAUGGAAUAUUCCUCUGUUCAAAGAAUUAUCCAACGGUUAUGUACAUGAAGUGCCGAAUCCAAUAUGGAACUAUCACAAGUACAUUCCGCAUUCUAAACCCGGAUCGGUUCAUAGUCAGAUUCUGUUGUAUGGAACACCAAAGGAUCUUGAUGACUUCUGUCUUAAGGCACAAUUGGUUAAUUAUACCCAAUACAGAGCACUAUUGGAAGGUUGGAGUUCACACAUGUGGAGAAAGUAUACAGGUGUUUUAAUUUGGAAAACACAAAACCCGUGGAUGGGUUUUAGGGGCCAGCUAUAUGAUCAUCUUCAUGAGCAAACUGCAGGUUUCUAUGGCUGUCGUUGUGCUGCUGAACCAAUUCACGUGCAGUUAAAUUUGGCAACCUAUUUUGUUGAGGUUGUCAACACAACAUCGGAAGAAUUAUCCGACGUAGGCAUAGAAGUAUCGGUUUGGGAUCUGGAAGGAGCAUGUCCAUACAAACAAGUCUUUGAUAGGCUGAAUAUACCAUCCAAACAAACACUAGCUAUUUCCGAGAUGAAGUAUCCCAAGUCCGAAAACCCUAAACCCGUAUAUUUUCUUCUUCUCAAACUCUAUAAAAUGUCGGAUAGCAAGAUAUUAUCAAGAAACUUUUAUUGGCUGCAUGUGCCUGGAGGUGAUUACAAGCUCCUUGAACAAUACAAAAGGAAUAAGAUUUCUCUCAAAAUAAGUUCCCUAACUUCGAUAAGAGGGUCCAUCUAUGAGAUCCGUAUGCAGAUAGAGAACACUUCGAAGAAGCCAGAAUCAACAAGUGCACUGCAAAAUAGCAAUUUGCUCGGAAAAAAGCCGAGUUUGUUUUACAAGAUACUGGAGAAUAUUUCUGCGAAAAAAUCCAUUGACAAGGGAGUGACUGAAAUAAAUGGAUCUAGUGCUGGAGUUGCUUUCUUCCUUCAUUUCUCUAUCCAUGCUUGUAAGGAAGAUGAGAGAGAAGGUGAAGACAGUCGCAUUUUGCCUGUUCAUUAUUCUGACAACUAUUUCUCAUUAGUACCGGGUGAAGUAAUGACAGUGAGUCUCACGUUUGAGGUUCCGAAAGGUAUUACUCCUCGUGUUAUGCUUCGAGGUUGGAACUAUCAAGAUGGGCAUAUGCUUCUGUAGCUUUAUCUAUAACUUGAUACUCUGUUAUUUGUCUUGAUUCAUUGCAUACAAAUGUAUAAUCUAAAUCUCAAGUUUAACUUGCCUACUGUUUACCAGAUUAGUGACAUAUUUCGGUAGGGCAAUUGUACUCAAUAUCAUCACAUGUCCUGCCCUAAUGAAAUAUU